AUGUAUUUCAGGUCUUUCUUCUCUCAUAUCUAUCUAUCUAUCUAUCUAUCUUGGACUAGAUUAAUAUUUAUCUCAAUCUGUUCUUAUCUGUAUUUCAGUCUAUUCUUCUCUAUCUAUCUAUCUAUCUAUCUAUCUAUCUAUCUUAGACUGUUAAUAUUUAUCUCAAUCUGUUCUUAUCUAUGUAUUUCAGUCAUUUUCUUAUCUAUCUAUCUAUCUAUCUAUCUAUCUAUCUAUCUGUCUAUCUUAGACUUCUAUUCUAUCUAUCUAUCUAUCUAUCUAUCUAUCUUAUCUGUUAAUAUUUAUCUCAAUCUGUUCUUAUCUAUGUAUUUCAGUCUAUUCUUCUCUAUCUAUCUAUCUAUCUAUCUAGUCUAUCUAUCUAUCUAUCUAUCUAUCUAUCUAUCUAUCUUAGACUGUUAUAUUUAUCUCAAUCUGUUCUAUCUAUUUAUUUCUAUUCUAUUCUUAUCUAUCUAUCUAUCUAUCUAUCUAUCUCUCUAUCUAUCUAUCCUGUUCUAUCUAUGGUUUCAGUCUAUUCUUCUCUAUCUAUCUAUCUAUGUAUUUCAGUCUUUCUAUUUAUCUAUCUAUCUAUCUAUCUAUUCUAUCUAUCUCUCUAUCUAUCUAUCUAUCUUCUUAGACUUCUAUUCUUAUCUAUCUAUCUAUCUAUCUAUCUAUCUAUCUAUCUUAGACUUCUAUUCUUAUCUAUCUAUCUAUCUAUCUAUCUAUCUAUCUAUCUAUCUUAGUUCUCUUAAUAUUUAUCUCAAUCUGUUUCUUAUCUAUGUAUUUUCAGUCUGUUCUUAUCUAUCUAUCUAUCUAUCUAUCUAUCUAUCUAUCUAUCUUAGAUCUGUUAAUAUUUGCUUAUCUCAAUCUGUUCUUAUCUAUCUAUUUCAUCUAUUCUUCUUUAUCCCAAUCUAUCUAUCUAUCUAUCUAUCUAUCUAUCCAUAUCUAUCCAUCUAUCUAUCCUAUCUUAGACUGUUAAUAUUUUAUCUCAAUCUGUUUCUUAUCUAUGUAUUUCUAUCUAUUCUUCUCCAUCCAUCUAUCUGUCUAUCUAUCUAUCUAUCUAUCUAUCUUAGACUGUUAAUAUUUAUCUCCAAUCUGUUCUUAUCUAUGUAUUUCAGUCUAUUCUUAUCUAUCUAUCUAUCUAUCUAUCUAUCUAUCUAUCUAUCUAUCUAUCUAUCUAUCUUAGACUUCUAUUCAUCUCAUCUAUCUAUCUAUCUAUCUAUGUAUCUAUCUAUCUAUCUAUCUAUCUUAGACUUCUAUUCUUUAUCUUCUCUAUCUAUCUAUCUAUCUAUCUUAGACUUCUAUUUAUCUAUCUAUCUAUCUAUUCUUAUCUAUCUUAGACUGUAUUCUCAGUUCUUAUCUAUGUAUUUCCAGUCUAUUCUAUCUAUCUAUCUAUCUAUCUAUCUUCAUCUAUCUAUCUAUCUUAGACUUCUAUUCUUCUCUAUCUAUCUAUCUAUCUAUCUAUCUAUCUAUCUAUCUUGUCUAUCUAUCUUCUCAACUGUUCUUAUUUAUCUCAAUCUGUUCUUAUCUAUCUAUCUAUCUAUUCUUCUCUAUAUAUCUAUCUUAGACUAUCUAUCUGUCUUGGGUUCUGUCUAUGUAUUUCCUUCUUCCUCAUCAUCUAUUCUUCUAUCUAUCUAUCUAUCUAUUCUUCCAGUCUUUUCUUGUCUAUCUAUCUGUCUUAUCUAUCUAUCUAUCUAUCUAUCUAUCUAUCUAUCUAUCUAUCUAUCUAUCUCUAUCUAUCUUAGACUGUUAUUUAUCUCAAUCUGUUCUUAUCUAUGUAUUUCCAGUCUAUUCUUAUCUAUCUAUCUAUCUAUCUAUCUAUCUAUCUAUCUAUCUUAG
Acanthosepion pharaonis is the source of this 1833-nucleotide messenger RNA. NCBI's taxonomy places the organism in Eukaryota, Metazoa, Mollusca, Cephalopoda, Sepiida, Sepiidae. The record is from the annotation of a GenBank genome assembly.